Messenger RNA from Calypte anna (Anna's hummingbird), 729 nucleotides. It is a transcript of the gene SEM1, whose product is annotated as SEM1 26S proteasome complex subunit. The transcript has 3 exons. Gene Ontology annotation, cellular component: proteasome complex; proteasome regulatory particle, lid subcomplex. Lineage: Eukaryota; Metazoa; Chordata; Aves; Apodiformes; Trochilidae. The record is from RefSeq and is a predicted model, not a curated record. The coding region runs from base 114 to 326 and encodes 70 amino acids. Gene Ontology annotation, biological process: double-strand break repair via homologous recombination; mRNA export from nucleus; proteasome assembly.
CGAACCGUGAGCCGCUGGGCGCAGGCGCGGUGGUGGCGGCGGCGGCGGCCACCGCUUGUCUCCCAUCAGUCCCUGCGGGAGGCGGACAGCGGCGCUAGGGCUGCAGGCCGAGUAUGUCGGAGAAGAAGCAGCCGGUGGACUUGGGGCUCCUGGAGGAGGACGACGAGUUUGAGGAGUUCCCGGCCGAAGAUUGGACGGGUUUAGAUGAAGAUGAAGAUGCACAUGUCUGGGAAGACAAUUGGGAUGAUGACAAUGUUGAAGAUGAUUUCUCCAAUCAGUUAAGAGCUGAAUUAGAAAAACACGGCUACAAGAUGGAAACCUCAUAGUUUUUCCUGACUAUGGAGUGGUUUAACAUUGAACUGUGGAUAGACUGUAUUGAGGAAAGGAGAAAAGCUGGAAAAUGAGACAACGCAGUUAAUUCAUUACCUGCUUGGAUUUAUUAUUGUUUUGUAUAAAAAAUAAAGUUUUUAAUCUUAGUCUAGUCAUAUGUUCAGACUUCACUAAGCUGAUAACUUGUGGGGUUUUUUGUUCUGGAAUGCCUUGUGUGACAGAAUUCAUGGAGUUACCUAGAGUGCUACUAAAGCUUCUUCAGUGGCUGGUGGUAUUACACCAGCUCCCAUCGUGGAGAACCAAAAAAGCAUUACCAGAGUGAAGACAAGUGAAUGUUUCUGUCACAGGGAGUGUGGAGAUGUCAAAAAGAAAUAAAAUACUCAUGUAUUCCAAUUAAAA